Messenger RNA from Scutellospora calospora, 139 nucleotides. The record is from the annotation of a GenBank genome assembly. NCBI's taxonomy places the organism in Eukaryota, Fungi, Glomeromycota, Glomeromycetes, Diversisporales, Gigasporaceae.
GAUUUAUCAAACUAUUAUGUAACUGAUUACAAAAAAUCCUCAAAUAGAUAUCCUCUUGAGGAUUUAUUAAACAAUCCUCAUGAAGAAAAUUAUGAUAAUCCUCUUGAGGAUUUCACAAACAAUCCUCAAAUAGAUAGAU